CACAAAGAGCAGCAGACUCCUGAUGAAAGCAGGCUCAGUGGCUCUAAGCUUUUUCAUGUGGCUGUUUCUACUUCCCACUGAGAAGUGACAAAAGCAGCAAUCCCCCCCCUACUCUCUACAAAAACUCUCUACUGUUGCCUCCAAGAAGAUUGCUGUGGAGGCAUUCCAUCAUCAUUUCAAGGUACUGUGAGGUUUACCAUUUCCAGAACUGACAGUCAGACUUGCAUGUCACUCAAAUGUUCCUCAUACCCCAGAAGUAGUUCUGUGACAAUUGGUUAGGGCUGUGAGUACAUGUGAGGGGCUUUCUCAAGUAGUCUUUCUAGGUUGUCCUCUUUGUCUGGCCCCACACUGAGAUGAACAAGGUUGUUCAUUUUUUGGUUUAUUUGUCAGGGACCAUGUAUGUGCAAAAACCCAACUAAGGAGAGACAGAGAGAUAAAGGUGUGCAAUGGUUUGGAGAGCAGAUUAAAUCAAUGUUUUCACAAAGUUUUUAAUGACACUGUAGUAAACUAUCAGUGCAGUCUUUACUUCCAUUUUCCAAGUCUGUGUACAUGUGAGCGUGCGUGCGUGCAUGUAUGAAAGUUUAAAUGAGUUUAUCUCUAAUAUGAGCUCAUUAUUAUCUACUUGUCCUGCCACAGCAUCAGUUACCUGGCUAAGUUUUCUUUUGAGAGAGGAGUAGAUGGAGAGCGUGAGUGAGAGGUGGUGUGAGCUUGUCACAGACCCACCCAGUGUGUGUGGGUGGAAGCUGUGGGUUCCAGUCACCCGCGUUUUUAUAAGACUGAGAUGCUCAGAUAGAAGCACACAUCUCCUGCACACAGAGGCGACACACACACUCACGCUCCUCUCUCACACUUUGCACCAUGAGUGGUACACAGGGCUAUCCUUACCCCCAGGUGUUUCUAGUGGACAGUGGUAGAGGUCCACAGCCGUCGGUCGAACCUCCAGGCAUGCUGCCCUGCUGGCCCUUCCCUCCUGCCCAAGAGAGAGUGAUGGAGCGGGGCAGGGGCAGAGGCUGCAGGGGGGUUGGCUCCUGGAGCCUGACUAUGGCUCUGCUGUUUCUGCUGCUGCUGGUGUUUGGGGCAUUUGGACUGGGUACCUACCAAAUAAUCAAACUACAGACUCAACUCGACGGGAUACAACAGGAAAUUAACAUUGAGAUUGAUGGUCGUGGGCCUGAGAAGCUAGUGGGUGACCUUCCAGAGACUGAUCCAAACAGAGGGAAGACAGCCGGCAGACCUGCAGCACAUGUUAUAGGCCGGAUUGAGAAGCAUGUUUCACAGAAUACCUUGCGUUGGGAGCCAAAGGCGGGGCGGGCCUUCACAGAGGGGGGCGUGGUCUAUCGGGAUGGCGGUCUGCAAGUCAACGAGACUGGGCUCUACCACAUCUACUCCCGGGUGCAGUUUGAAGCCAAUCACUGCACCCCUACAGAUGCCUUGGUUCACUCUGUGUUUGUAAGAAGGCCAGGGAAUCGCAAGUCUCUCACCCUAAUGGAGGGGCACAGGGAGGGCUACUGCAACCUGGGCUCUCAUGGGCAUGUCUGGACCUCGGGGAGUUACCUGGGAUCCACACUGAAGCUUGAAAAGCAGGACUGGCUGUAUGUGAAUGUCUCCCAUCCAGCCAUGCUCAGCCACGCUCAUCAUGCCAACUUCUUUGGACUCCACAAGAUCUAGAGAACAAGAGGAUAUCUGUUUCAUGUCUAUUUUCUGGUCAACGACCAUUAUAUUUUGCCAGAACAGUAAUGGCAGUGCAAUGAGCAUUCAUUUAUUUAUUUGUGAUGUUAGAAGUGCAGUGGGUUUCAACUGAUAUUUCAAUCCUAGAACACUAAUAUGCUUGUGACGAAAGUGGUAUUUAGUAUUUAUUCUGAUAAAAAAAUCUGACACUGAUGAUCCCAGCAGCAGGUCUGAAUGUAUGUUCAUUAGAACGCAGAGAAAUAAUAUGCAUGUUUGGGAUUUAAUAUAAUGUCAACGGGUAUACAACGUUCUAUUGUAAUAAAUAAGUAUUUUAAAGA
Molecule: messenger RNA, 2006 nt
Organism: Oncorhynchus masou masou (cherry salmon)
Lineage: Eukaryota; Metazoa; Chordata; Actinopteri; Salmoniformes; Salmonidae
Product: tumor necrosis factor ligand superfamily member 6-like
Exons: 4
Coding region: 859-1668 (269 amino acids)
Biological process (GO): extrinsic apoptotic signaling pathway via death domain receptors; immune response; positive regulation of canonical NF-kappaB signal transduction
Cellular component (GO): membrane
Molecular function (GO): tumor necrosis factor receptor binding
Source: RefSeq, a predicted model, not a curated record